AUGUGUAUAAGAGACAGAUGUAGCAUNACACCACCACCACACGUGCACUACCUACACACCACCACCACACGUGCACUACCUACACACCACCACCACACGUGCACUACCUACACACCACCACCACACGUGCACUACCUACACACCACCACCACACGUGCACUACCUACACACCACCACCACACGUGCACUACCUACACACCACCACCACACGUGCACUACCUACACACCACCACCACACGUGCACUACCUACACACCACCACCACACGUGCACUACCUACACACCACCACCACACGUGCACUACCUACACACCACCACCACACGUGCACUACCUACACACCACCACCACACGUGCACUACCUACACACCACCACCACACGUGCACUACCUACACACCACCACCACACGUGCACUACCUACACACCACCACCACACGUGCACUACCUACACACCACCACCACACGUGCACUACCUACACACCACCACCACACGUGCACUACCUACACACCACCACCACACGUGCACUACCUACACACCACCACCACACGUGCACUACCUACACACCACCACCACACGUGCACUACCUACACACCACCACCACACGUGCACUACCUACACACCACCACCACACGUGCACUACCUACACACCACCACCACACGUGCACUACCUACACACCACCACCACACGUGCACUACCUACACACCACCACCACACGUGCACUACCUACACACCACCACCACACGUGCACUACCUACACACCACCACCACACACACACGCGCGUGGCCACCCAGUGCGGUACCACCGUGGUUGUCCAGCACCGGCACCUUUCAUCCUUGCUACGUACGGCCGCUGGACGCAUCAAGUUGAAUCCGGUGCUUAUGUCAUAG
Messenger RNA from Hyalella azteca, 888 nucleotides. RefSeq names its product histidine-rich glycoprotein-like. The coding region runs from base 1 to 888 and encodes 295 amino acids. NCBI's taxonomy places the organism in Eukaryota, Metazoa, Arthropoda, Malacostraca, Amphipoda, Hyalellidae. The record is from RefSeq and is a predicted model, not a curated record. The transcript has a single exon.